This is a messenger RNA of Musca domestica (house fly), 16280 nucleotides long. It is a transcript of the gene tud, whose product is annotated as maternal protein tudor. The record is from RefSeq and is a predicted model, not a curated record. NCBI's taxonomy places the organism in Eukaryota, Metazoa, Arthropoda, Insecta, Diptera, Muscidae. The transcript has 10 exons. Gene Ontology annotation, biological process: spermatogenesis. Bases 2320 to 10863 code for a protein of 2847 amino acids.
AUAUAUCCCUUCUCAACUCAGUCGUCAAAUUUUCUUGAGAAAGGGGAGACGUGUGUUAAAAACAGUUUGCGCCUUAUAAAAUAAAACGGAACGUUUUUGGAGUUUUUUAUUCAUUUAUUUUUUUAGUUCGAACAAUUUCUAACCAAAAAAACAAAACUAAUAAGACAUUGCAUUUUGAUUUAAUCUCUCAAAUGAACGUGUAACGUGAUUUGGAACAUUUAUAUAUACGAAAAAGAGAAACAAAAAGUGGGUAAAGACAGCAAUCAAAGAGCCAACUAACGGAGAUCCAAAAGAAAAUAUACCACACACACUUGAAAAAGUGAAACAAAAGAAAGACGCCAAAAAAAAAAAGGAACAAUCUUUUUCUUCUUGAACUCCACGUGAAAGUGGGAGCGAGCGAUUUAUCUACGCCUCACGAUAUAGAAAAAGAAAACUGCCAAGUAGUCUACACAGAUCCGAUCAUCUAUAUGUAUGUGCAUGCAUACCGAAACACACACAUUCGUCAGUGUAUAUGUAGUGCGCUCUAAUUGUUGUACGGGUUGGUCUCUGUAAAAUAAUUAAAAAAAAAAACAUUUCACUUUUGCUUCCCCCGAACGGCAUUAAACAACAAAAUUAAAGCAAAUUCCAAUUAGCCGACAGACUCUCAUCAAGACGUGGUAAGCAGCCCACAGCCAGAGAAAGAUAGCAAUGAACGGUGAUUGACAUUUAUUUAUUUGCUUAAUAACUGUAACCUAAAAGACUGAAUUAAUUGAAUUAACUACUUUAGUGAGAAACGACAAAAUUAAAAAAAAGUUUUAUAAUAUUUAAGGAAAAUUUAUGCAUAUUUAAUCCACGACGACAUUUUUUGUUUAAAUAUUCAUACACACACACAUCUAUAUUCACUUGAGAGAAAACCGUGAGUAAAUGAUGAAUAAUUAGCACAGCUAAAGCAAAGGAAACAAGAAUAAGAAGAAGCUAACGAAACAAGAAAAAAAAAUACAUAAGUUUAUUUAACAAAAAAAAGUCAUAACGCAAAGUGCAAAAAAGAAGAGGAAAGACACACAAACACACUCAAAGACAGCUGUGCUUGACCGUUCCAAAAAAUUCAUCAAAACACACCGACACACACUUAAAAAUAACAACAAAAAAUAAACUGACCACAAACAAUUUGUGAAGUGAAACAGAAAAACAACAACAACAAGAAGAAGAAAAAGUGUGUGCAAAGUGCUAUAAGAAUCCAAAUAAAGAAAAACGGAAAAACAAAUUCCUGGCAAUAUUAUUCAUUAAAUUAUCGAAAGUAAAGGAAAAUCACAAAUAAUAAAUUAAUCAAGUGAGAAAGAUAGCAAAAGAUAUACUCAAGAUAUUCAAGUGAGAGAGAGAGCGCGUAAUUGAGAGAACGCAAUAAAUCCACACUGACAUCUGAAUCAAAAUAUAAUAAAAGGAAAAUUUGUCUAUAUUUUUUUUGGUGAAAAGAUUAAAAGUGUACAAGUGCAAGUGUCGGAAAACAAGCAAAGAAUAAAAAAAUCCAACUGGAAUAACAUCUCCCAAACCCCACGGAAAUUGCUGCAGCCCAAAACGUCAACACACACUGCAAAGACCAUCUCCUCUUUGCGGUGUGUUGUGUUGUAAAUCUGUGGAGGCGUUUGCAGUUUAGCGCAGAGGUGUCUCAAACAUAAUAACGACCACGACGACAAAGACGACGACGACCACAAAACUAAACUUACGAAUAAAACUACAAUAAAAAAUAUUGUAACAGAAACAACACCAACAACGAAUGAAAACAUCCGUCAUCACAUUGUAUUUGUCGUAAAGCCUUAUAAUUUUGAUUUGAUAAAUUUGCGUCUUCUAUUCUGCGUCUAUUAUUUCAUCAUAUUCUUGUCUUCGCUUAAAACUUAGUAAAACAGCGAACGAGGCAUAAAUAACCUGAAUAUAGCGCAACAGAACAGACGACCGACCGAGCAGAAAAAAAGCGUCAAAUCAGCAGAAAAUCGAAAUCUCGACAACGACGGCGGACAAAAGUUAUACGAAACGACGACAACAACAAACAUUCUUGCGCUUGUUUGGGGCAGAUUCAUUCUAUCGUCGGAAUUCCUCCAACAAAACUGGUGGCGUAAAAUUCCCUUCUAUUUCAUGGCGAGAAAUGCCAAGUGAAGAACGUGACUUAAUUCGGAACGCAUAAUACUCGUGCAACGUCAUCAUCAUCUGCAGCAAUUGCAGAUUAAUUGAAACAAAACAACGUCCUCGAAGCGGCGGGAACUCUGUCCUCCAACAAACAUCAAGAAAAGAAUUUCCAAAAAUAAAAAAUAAACGACAAAUUACAACAAAGACGAAACCAACAAAAUGAGCACCUCCCAGGGUUUAAAUGCUGCAAGCGCAUCAUCAUCUUCCUCCUCGUCAUCGGCUGGUACGACGACGACGAACACAACAACUCCAACGCUUACAAAUGGUGGCUGUGCCGCUGCCACAACAACAACAGCAACGACGACAUCAGCGACCUCAAUAUCAUCUUCAUCAGCGGUGUCGUCUGGUGGCACCAACGGCAGCAGCAGCAACGGCAGCAACAAUGAACGCAAACAACGUCUCUUUAUUACACACGUCGACUCUUUGGGACCGUAUUUGAAGAUCAGCGGUCAACUUAAUCCCGAUGCCAUGAAUGUAGUGCGUAUGCAGGUUCAAAAAAUCUUACCAAAAUGCUAUACCAUCGAACCAUCAUGGCCGGUGCAACGUCAACAGGCUCUCCUUUUGCCUGGUGCCAUGUGUCUUUAUAAACGUAUUAAUGGCGCCGCACCGGCAGAUUUUGAAUUUGUACGUUCACGCAUUACAAAAGUCAUCAACACAGCCACCCCAUCGGCGCAAACACCGCCAAAAGUGGAAAUAGAUAUUAUCGAUUAUGGCUGUACUGCAACGGUGGUCAGUUAUGAGUUACUAUUUCCACAAAAUCCAGAAGAAAUAGCAAAUGUCCCCACUAUGUGCUCGCAAUAUAUAGUUUUGGGCAUUUGCGAAGACUGGAAGAAAUCACAAUUAGAUGAAUUGACACGAAUGAUUUCACAUCAUACCGUAGAGGUUUCCAUUAUAAAAGAAUUUAAUCAAUUUAAAUUCAUCACAAUGAAAUGGAAAGAAUUCAAUAUUGCUGAAUUUCUGAUACACCAAAAGGCCAUGGGUGCACCCAUUGCCAACGAUUUGUUGUUUGAGAAUUUUUCGAAAAUUCUUAAGCAACAACAACAAAAACAGCAGCAACAAGCUGCCGCCCUCAAUAACAAUAAUAUGCCAACGUUGAAUAUGAAUAAUCAAAAGAAUAUUAACAAUAACAACAGUAAUUACUACAAUAAAAAUUAUCAACAGCAGCAAAAGUCAACACCAAUACCAACACCAGCAGCAGCAGCACAUCAUCAUCAACAAACAUCAGCAUCUAUUAUCAAUUCCAACAACAACAACAUGGCUGGUGGCAUGGCAGCAGGUGCUGCUAUUGGCGGCGGCGGCCAUCCCCAGCACCAAAUGUUGGCUGGUAGAAGUGCUCUUUCAGCACGUCUCCAACAGUUGCAACAUCCACAUCUGACACAGCAACAAAUGCACAUGGCCGCAGUCCAGCAUGGUAAUAUGCGGAAUAUUAUGAUGUCUGGCCCAGUACAGCCACGUAUGCCCCAGUCAAUUGGCAAUCUAAGAUCCAUGAUGCAAGGUAUUCAUUUACAAAACAAUCGCAUUCCCUUUACCGGUCUACAUUAUGCCCAACAAGCACCACCACCACAUACGGCCGCCGCCGCCGCAGCACAUCACCAUGCAUUAGUCACUGCCGCAACAACAGGAGGAACAUACAAUGGCCUGCCUGGAGUUAUGCCAACGUCUGUGCCACAAUUUAAUGUAUAUAAUGCACGCUAUCAGAGACCACCACCUCCAGCACAUCUGCAGCAGCAGACACUUGGUGCCAUGAAUAACGGCGGCGGCUUGACACCUUCAGCCGUGGCCGCCAUCAGUCCCCUUUCACCACCCCGUCGUACCACUCCAGCCACCUUUAAAUCGAACAAUUUGGUUGUGGGACAAAUCUACGAUGUUAGCAUUAGUUUCGUUGAGAAUGGCCCCUUCCUGUUUUCCGUCCAAUUGGUUACACAUCAAGAUGAUCUGACCGACAUGAUGAAUCGCAUCGAAAAGGUAGAGUUGAAACCGUUCAACGAUAAGCCCUUGUUGGGUACAGCUUGUAUUGCCCGCUACUCUGAGGAUGGACAGCUCUAUCGUGCUUUGAUUACCGGCGUCCAACCGAUGGCCUGUAAGGUAGCCUACAUUGAUUAUGGCAAUGCCGAAAUGGUACACUACAGAGAUUUAUAUGAAAUACCCGAAGAGUUCCUUAAAUACAAGGCAUUUGCCAUACGUUUCACACUGUCGGGCCACAAGGAAUUGGAGCCCAUAGAUGAUAGUUUGAAAAAGGCCUUUAAGGAUUUGGUUAUCUACAAAAACUGUAAACUAAAGGUAAUGCCUCUGGAAGGUCCACCCUUAGUUCAGUAUUGUGAACUGUAUAUGCAGGAGAAGAACAUACUACAUGUCUUGAGGCAAAUACAAAAGACCCGUUUGGUUUAUGCCAAGGCAGAGCCUUUGCGUAACAAUGAUGUUGUGGAGAUUCGCUACAUUGACUCGCCUAAAAAUUUCUAUGUCCAAAAGGUGGACAAUAUUCCGGCUUUCGAAAAGCUGAUGGAUGACAUGUUCUUGUACUACAAUAAAAAUCAAAAUGUACCCAAUCACUUGGCUCUCGGUGCUCCCUGUAUUGUGAAGUAUGAAAAUGAAUGGUAUCGUGCUGAGGUUCUGCGCGCCGAUGCCACAGCCAUUAUUGUACGGCAUGUGGACUUUGGCUAUGAGCAGAAGGUAACCAAGAAUCUCCUGAGUACCAUAGCGGAAAAGCAUCUUAAGCUGCCGCGCCAGGCCGUGCAGUGCUGCUUAAAGGGUUUCGAGAACAAUGAAUUGAGCAAAGAUUUGGCCACAACACAAUUCGAAAUGUUGGCCGAAGAAUCGAAUCGUGAGCGUAGGUCAUUUACUGUCAAAGUCUUUCGCAUUCAGCCGGAUGGUGUCAACCUGGUGAAUCUUUGCACCAAGGAUCUGAAUGUCAUGAAAAAGUUGUACAAACUUUCGAUGCCAUUUGAACAAUAUUUGACAUUGGAAAAGGAUGAUUUUAAUGUCCACAAAUUGGCAGCAGCCCAUGCUGAAAAUGGCCAUAAGACUCCUUCGAUUGCUUCGGAUGUAACAUCUGUCCAUUCCAGCAAGAAGGGACAGAUUUUGAAUUCCACCACUGUCCAGAGUGAAGAAUUGCGUAUGCAAAACAAACAAAAGCAGCAACAACAGCACCAGCAGCAGCAAACACAAUAUGCUCAGCAGCAGCAGCAGCGUAAUAAUCAAAGCUUCCAGAGUUCAGUCUCCAAUUCGGAGUGGGAUAAGACAAGCUCCCACAGUUCGAUGGCUGAGACGCGGGAUUCUCGCUCAACCUCCAGUGACUUUAGACCAAAUCAGAAUCAACAGCAACAGCCACAACAGCAACGUAAGCAAUACUACAAAAAUUAUCCAAAUCAUAAACAACAGCAGCAACAACAACAAUAUCAAAAUCAACAGCAGCACAGCUCCAACAAUUCCGUUGCAAGUGAUAAACGAAGCAAUGCCAGCAGUUACAAUAACAACAAGCUAAUGGCCAACAACACUCCACCAAGAUUCCAAAAUAAACAAAAACAACAGCAGCAACAACAGCAACAGAAGCAGCAGAGACCACAAAAUGCACCGCAAGGAUUCUCACAGAGUCAACUGAAACAACAUAACCAGCAACAACAACAAAAGCAACAGCAGCAGCAACAACAACAACAACAGCAGCAGAACAACAAAUCAUUCAACAGCGAAACAUCGAAGAAAUCCACAGACACUUCCAGUGAGACCUCAAAGAAAUCCCAAGAGAGUGGGGCGGCGAAACAAAAAGAAACACCCGCCUAUAAUUUUGUCCCAUUGAACAAGGGAUUCCCGGUCAAGCCCUUGGAGACACCAUGUCGCGAAGAGGUCAUUAUUUCCUGGUGGAUAUCGCCACAUCAAUUCUAUACCCAACUAAAAUCUCGGUCCGUGGAAUUUGAACGUUUCAUGAAGGAGAUUCAACAAUUUUACAGCAAAUUGCCUUUGCAACAGCUGCAGCUGCGUGUGGGCUCCCAUGUAAUGGCCCGACAACGCAAGGACAAUAUCAUCUAUCGCGCCCGCAUUUUGGCCUGCAAUCAAAUGUUGCGUAAAUAUAAGGUACACUUUGUUGACUUCGGCAACAUGUACACCGUGACUUCGGAAGAUAUUUGGCCGGUGGAAAAGAAGUUUGCCGAUUUUCCCAUUAUGGCAUAUCUGUGUGGUUUCGAUGGCAUAGUCUCGAACUAUGAUCAUCUCUAUAUCAUUGAUCGUAUGGAUAAAUAUUUGCCCCAGGGUGUAACACUGCAAUGUGAAUACAUUGAAAAGAAUUCGCAAAAUGAUUUGUACUUUGUCAAUGUUAUGGUCAAUAAGGUUUCCCUCAAGGAGACACUGAAGAAUGAAAAACUGAUUACGGAAAUCUGUCCAGAACUCCGCUUGGAUCUAUUGGCUGGCCAACAAGUACGUGCCAAAAUAUCUUCCAUCAAAGAUAUGCUUAACUUUAAAAUUCAAUUACCUUUCUAUGGCUGUGAUAAUAUCAAACACAUUGAGGUGUUGUGUUCCUACGAUGAUGUUCGCUAUGUGAAAUCCAAUCAGGAUGUUGCCAAAAAAUUCAAGCAGUUCUAUGCGGGAAAAUCCUGUGUCCUGAAUGUUAAGGAUGUCAAUGAUAAUAAAGUAGUUCUAUUACGACCCCUGCUUCCAUUGCUGAAAGAAGAUAUACCCUGGUAUAUUUGCACCGCACCCAUUCUAUUGGAUACAUUUAAGAUACGUGUUGGUUAUGUAUCAACCCCUUAUCGGGUCUAUGGACAAAUUAUUGCCACCGAAAUGGAAAUGGCUCAACUUUUGGAUGACAUGUAUAAUCAUUAUGAAAAUCAAGGUACCCUGCUUCAAUCCUUUGAACCCGAAAAGGUGUGCGCAGCCAAGGGAAGUGAUGGUAAUUGGUAUCGUGGUCGCAUUAUAAACAACAAAUCUGCCGAAGGCCCAGUGGAAGUGCUGUACAUUGAUUAUGGUAAUACGGAAUUGGUUGAGAAGAAAGAUCUCAAACAAUUGGAUGAGAAAUUCUAUUUAAAUAAGGAUGCCUAUGGUGUGGAAAUUAAUUUACCACUGAAAACCUUAUCGGCUGAGAUGCAGCAAAAACAAAAGGGUAAAAAAUCGGGAAAUAAUAAUAAUCAAGCUGGUGGUUCCAAUGAAUCCGAUAUAGCUGUAAUCAAUAAAUUGACCAGCUUGACUUUGGAUCAGGAAAUCACCGUAAAAUGUUUGGAGGUGAAGAACAAUCAUUUGAUUGCUGAGUUGAUAAUGGCCGACGGUCGUAACAUGAUUGACAUGUUGAAGGAACAGAAAUUGAUUAAAUCUCGUGAUGUGGAUUAUAUGCGCAAAGUUUUGGAAAAGGAGAAACCAAAUCAAUUGGAAUAUAUUGAGUGCGUUGAUCUGACCAUUGAGGAUGAAGAAGAGGAGACCCCAGCCAGUGCAGCGGCAAUUGUGGCAGCUGUGGGCGGUGAUAAAAAUAAGAAAGCGAAAACUGCAUCGCCCAAGAAAAAGAAGAACAAGGAAGCUGGACCGACAGAGAAAGAAAUUAAACCGGUGGAAAUUAAAGUGGAAGAAACUAAAGUGGCAGUGGAUAAGAAGGCCGCCACCGUCGCCGAACAGCCAGCUAAAACCCAGGAAACUAAAAAGCCAAUUGAAAAACCAACCAAGGAAUUGGAAAAGCCAACUGCUACUACUGUUCCCGUUACGGUCCCUGCUCCUGCUCCCGUAAAGGAAGCUAUUCCAGAACCGGAGAAAGCCAUUACACCCGAGCCUGUUGUCAAUCCCUUUGCCGACUGGGAACAUGCCAUUCUCGCCCAUUGCAAUAACCCCGCCCAAUUCUUUAUACAUCCCAUGGAUAAGGUCAAGGAUUUACAAAAGCUACAGGAAAAUCUACAAAUCGUGGCCAGCUCAUUGCCACCGCUUAUGCGUGUCAUAAAUGGUGCCUAUUGCAUUUCCAUGUAUUCGGUGGACAAACAAUGGUAUCGUGCCAAGAUUCUCGAUGCCGAAUUAAUGGUCUUACAAUUCAUUGAUUUUGGCAACACCGAUUGUGUCACCGACAACACGGAUCUCAAAGAGAUGCUGGUCUUCCCUGAUGUAGAACCUUUGUGCAUACCUUGUGCCUUACCCAUACGGCCAAAUGGCACCCUGGAUUGGCUAGAUGCUGCCAAUGCCAUAUUCAAUGAAUCUUAUACCAAGGUGCUGGACUACGAAUUCAUUACCCAUGGUGGUGAAAACAAAAAGAGCUACGUCAAUUUGUACAUCGAGGGUGUUAAUGUUACCGAGAAACUCAUAGAAGAUGGUUAUGCCAAACCAUUGGAAUUGGUGGAAUCGGGUUUGUAUUGCUAUAUCUCUCAUGUAAAUGGUAUAUCCGAUUUCUAUAUACAAUAUGAGAAGGACUCCAAGGGUUUGGAAUUGAUUGAAAUCUAUUUGGCUGACAAUGAGAAGUUGAAGAAACUGGAGAAGUUUGAAAAGAAUAAAAUUGUGGCUGCUCUCUUCCCCGAUGAUGAAAUGUGGUAUAGAGCGAAACUGGUGAGACAAGUUCCCGAUGGUUAUGAGGUUCUCUUCAUUGACUAUGGCAAUACAAGUAUUAGCCCCGAAUGCAGGGAAAUUUCCCAAGAUAUUGCCGAGCUGCCGCCAUUGUCCAAGAAAUGUGCUCUGGAGGUGCCAGAAAACUGCAAGGCCUGGUCCGAUGCAGCUGAACAGAAGUUCAUGGAAAUUGCCGCCACAGGAGAGACCAUAUUCAGUGUUGAAUUACGUGAGCCAGCCAAGGACCAUGCCAUUGUUCACUUGCUAAUCGAUGGUCAAAAUAUUAACAAUGAGCUGCAGGAGUUGUGUGAAAAGAAACCCUUACCCGAAACGGCAGCAGACUUAAUGAACACCAGUUUCAAUAGUUCAUCCCUGCAGACAUCCAUUUGCGAAACCGAAUGUCAUAAUGCCUUUGUGUCACAUGUCAAUUCUCCAUGUGAUUUCUAUGUACAAUUCACCCGAGACACUGCCCAAUUGGAGGAAAUGACCCAAGUUCUGAAUUCCACACACAUGGAAACGUUGGAGAACCCAGCUAAACUACAGCUCUGUGCUGCUGUCUAUCCCGAGGAUAAGGCCUUGUACAGGGCUCGCAUUUUGGAAAUAAUGCCCGAGAAACAGUACCGUGUUUUGUUCAUUGAUUUCGGUAAUGAGGCAGUGACCAGUGAAUUGAAAACCCUGCCGCAAGACCUGUUGAAUAUCAAGAGUUUGUCCAGUCAUUGCCAAUUGCAGAAUUAUGCCAAAUUUUUGCAAUUCGGUUCCAUUGCCACGGAAAUUUUCAAUAAUUUGAUCAAUCAAUGGGAGGGCCAGGUCCGUGUGGGAAUACUCAGUGAAGCUGAGGGCUCCGUGCCGGCCGUUGUGAAAGUUUUGGCCUUGAAUGGUACAGAUAAUCUUUGUGAUUUGUUAAACAAACAAUUGGGCCUUGAUCACAACACCCAGACAAUGACCCAGGAGGCAGUUAUGACCGAAGAAGAGCUGUUGAAGGCCACCAAAACUUGUCUCAUUUCUCAUGCCAUCUCACCGGCCCAAUUUUACAUACAAUUGAAAUCGAACUCGGGAAAAAUGGAACAAUUGGCCAAGUCCCUGGCCAGCCAUAAAGUGAAGGCAGACAUGGCGGAGUUGAAACAAGGUGAAUUAGGUAUGGUGUGUGUUGCCUUUGCCCCGGAAGAUGAUCGUUAUUAUCGUGGACGAAUUGAAAAGAUAUUGGCCGAUGACAAGGGUGGUUAUGAGGUGUUCCUCUUGGACUUUGGCAAUACUAUUGUUACAACUGAGAUACGGGAAAUGUCGGAAGAGUUACGAGCCAUUCCCUCAAUGGCCUUGCGAUGCCAAUUGAAUAAGAUACCCACAAAUGUCAGUGACUCUGUGCUGGAAGAAAGAUUCGCCACACUGAUUGAAAGCCAUUUUGGUGAUUAUUACGACAUUGAGGAAGACAUUGUGGAUGAUGAGAACACCAGGAUACAUACGGUAAAGUUACAGGUGAAUUACAAAGAUCUGGCCGAGGAAUUGCAAAAGGCAGUGGAAAGUGAUGCUGCUGGUAUUGAGGAGGCAUUUUCACCCCUACCUGAAUUGCAUGAUUGCAGCAUCAUUCACGUCAAUUCACCACAGUCUUUCUAUGUCCAGCUGAGCAAGGAUGUCUCGGCCUUGGAAAAGGUCACCGAUGUUUUGCUCGAUGCUGAGAGUGAAUUUGCCGAAUUUACCGAUAUUCAAGCUGGAGCCCUGUGCGCUGCCGAAUUUCCCGAAGAUGGUGCCUACUAUAGAGCGGAAAUUGUAGCCGUACUCGAAGAGAAUAAAUGUGAAGUACAUUACAUUGAUUUCGGCAACAAUUCCAUAACUGAUAAAUUGCGUAAACUACCCGAGGAUCUGUUGAAAAUGGAGCGUUACAGCAAACAUUGUUCGCUGGACUCCACAUGUCCCCAAACGGCUGAGGUGCAGCAGCAAUUCGCCCAAUUCGUAGAUGUACGUUUCUCUGAAACAUUCCAAUUGGAGUUUUUGAAGUCCAGUGAUUCGUUGAACAUUGUACGGCUGUUUUAUCAGGAGAAGAAUGUGAUUCAGGAACUACAAAAUGUGAUCAUGAAUGGUGGUGGUGGCAGUGGCACCGAUGCCAGCAGUGGUUUGGGUACAAUGAGCAAUGGUUUCGCCGAUACCAUCGACCAAGAGAGUAAAAAGCAAAGUAACGGCGGGGACAUAGAACCGGAACCACAACAAUAACAAAAACAAAUUACAAGAAAAAGCAAUAUGCAAAAGAUGAGAAUGAUAAUGAAAAUGAUGAAAAGAAAAGAGAAAUUGGCCUGAAUGGAAGGCUUUCAAUGUGUGUGAUGCGAUACAAAACGAGGUAGAGGGUAUAAUUCAAAGAGAUUGAGGGCAACGAAAAACAAUUCCCAUUAAAAAUGAAAAAAGGAAAGAAAUUGCAUUUAAUUUUGCAAUAAAUUAUAAUCCCUCAGCAAAAGGAUGAUGAAGAAACUAUGAAAAUAAAAUAAAUGAUAACUGAAAUCUCCUCAUCGUGUAAAUGUGUGCUGCUGCCGCUGUUCUGUUAGGCAAAUGUUUGAACUCAAAGAGUAAUAUUUUAAAUAUUUCCUAUUCCUUUUUUGUUAAUUAAGAAAAUAAUAUUUUUCUUACUAUUACUACAACAUCUGCUACAUGUGUAUGUGUGUAUAACAUGAUCGAAAUCAAUGAAUGAAUGAAUCUAAAUACGAAUAAAUAUUAUUAUUUAUUGUUUUAAACAAUAUUUGAAAAACGAAGUGAUUAUGUAUAAUCCCUGAUUAAUAGUACUACAGCAUGAAAUUGUUAUAACGAAUUCUGUUCCUUAUGAUGCCAAUAAUUUGAGGAAAUUUUGAAGUAUUCGAAAUAUUGGUGUUUACUGAAGUUUGAGAAAGGUUAUUCGAUAGCUACUUCUCUUUUAGUUUCAAACAAUAUGAAAAGACUUGAACAAUUUUUUUUUUUGAUAUUUUUAUACGACUCUUUUUAAGGGAUAUUGAAAAUAAAUCUCGUUUCUAAAAAAUGAAUAUUUUAAAUUGAAUUUUAAAAUUUAUUUUUUUGUUUUUAUUUAAAUUCUAAAUUAUUUUCUUUGUAUAUUGAAAUAAUACACAAAACGAGAAAAUCUUAAUACUUAAGGAACUUCUUAGUGGAGGAAUUUUAAUAUUAAAAAAAUAUAGUUCCAAAAAUCAAUCAUUUUAUUUGAAAGUUCUCACUUAAGUUUUCUUCAAAUGAAUUUUCAAUGUUUUGUUGUUAAAGUAAAAAAAUGACUUCAAUAUUAGGAUGUUUUUUUUUUAAUAUUUUAACCAAACAAAAUUCAAAACUAAAAAAAAUUAUUCCUUAAGAAAUUUAUUUUUUUUUUAAAUUAAGUUUUUAUUUAAAUUCCUUUUUUUUAUUAUUUUAUGUAUUCAAUUUUUUUAUUAAAAAAAAUCUAUGUGGAAAUUUAAAGUUUAGAAAAAAUUCUGAUAUUUUUUAUGAUGACAACUCUAUAUAGAUGUUGUCAGUCCUGAGGACGAACAGUUUUCACAAGCUAUUCUUGAAUUGCCAUCAAUAUACAAAAUAUGUGCUUCAGAGGUCUCAUAAUACUGCAAGAACUAAUGUAAUGCUUCUGUUCAGCAAUUCUGGGAAAUUUGACGUUGCGAGAGAGUUCAUAUGUAGUUUUGAUUUACGUGAGCCGGACAAAAAUCAUUUUAUUGGCCACUUACUUAUAGACGGUCAUAGUAAUGAGGGUGAAGAAUUUCCCCAGAGUAGCUCGUGAAUUGCCGCAAUUAUCCAAAAGAGUGACCAGAGGUCCCAUAAUACUGCAAGGCCUGAGGUAAUGCCGCUGAACAGAAAUUCGACGUCACGAGAGAGUUCAUAUGUAGUUUUGAAUUACGUAAACCGGGCACGGAUCAUUUUAUUGCUCACUUAGCGAAGAAUUUCCCCAGAGUAGGUCUUGAAUUGCCGCAAUUAUCCAAAUAAAUGAUCCAUAGGUCUCAAAACGGUAAAGCCUGGUGCGGUGUUGCUGAACAGAAAUUCAGAAAACAGAAAUUAGUCUUGAACCCAAUGAGUCGGACAAGGAUCAUGCGUUUCUUCCUUAAUUUAAGAUUACCAGAGGAAUUUCCCCCAAAUUUCCUGGAAGUUCCUAAAAUUUGCCACUCGGAACAUUUCUCGGCCAACAAAAUUUAACAAUGACUUGCAAUAGUUGUGUGAACAGCCUGCUUCCGAUAAAAAACCGUUUUCGAAGUGUAGAAUCAUGGAACACGUUUAAAAGGUUAUAUUACCUUCCAUAAAAGAAUCUUGUUUCCGCGACGGGACCGAAAGAUGUAUCUCCCAAUGAUGGUCUUUCAGCUACAAGAAUAUUUAGUCUAUAUUAAAAAUCGAAACUCCAUAGAAGUAUCACUCAAGGACUUCUAUCCAUUAAAGAGCUUUUUGAGUCCUUUAAUCCUUUCGAGACGAGGCCAAAUUAAUUAGUCUCCAUUGGCGAUCUUCCAGCUACAAGAAUAUGUUGUCUUCAUUAAAAGCCGAAAAUCCAUGAAAGCUAUUUUCAAAGUCUUCUGGAGUCCUUUAAUCAUAGAAGACCCUUUCAAGGCCUUAUAGAAGCAGUUAGGAAGAAGAAGAAGACCAUAAAUAAAAUAGCAUUUUUCUUUGAAGGAAAGGAAAAAAUUAACAUGACUUGCUGCAAUAGUUGUGCGAAAAGCUAGUUUCCGAAAAACCCUUUUUGAAGUAUUGAAUCAUAGAACACCUUUCGAAGGAAAAGAAAAUUGUUUCUGCAACGGAAACGAAUUAAUUAUCUUCCAUUGUGGGCUUUCAGUAUUUAAAAUAUUCUUGUAUAUUUUGUCUAUAUUAAAAAUCGAAAAUCCACAGAAGUAUAUCUUAAUGACUUCUAUCCAUUAUAGAGCUUUUGAAGUCCUUUCGAAGGUUCUAAUAUAACAAUGAAAGAAACCUGUUUCCGGGUCGGUGCCAAAUUAAUUAGUUUCCGAUUUUGUCUUCAUUAAAAGCCGAAAAUCCAUGGAAGCCAGUCAGUCAUAGAAGACCGCCCUCUUAAGGCCUUUAAACAUAGAAGACCUUUCGAUGUUAAUGUGUAGAUAAUGAAAUAGCAUUUUUUUAAAGAUCCAAUCACGGAUUUUUCUUAAAAUGUCCUAUUCAUUGAAGACCUUUUGAUUGAUAGAAGGCCUUUUUGGAGGUCUUCUUUUGAAAGAAGUGCCUCAUUAAAAGGAUUUUAUUUAUUAAUAUUAGAACCUUAUAUCUGUAGAAGACUUUGUUGGAGUUCCUCAGAACACCAUUUGAAAGUGUUUUAUCCAAAGGUCAUUUGAAAGCCUAUUCUUUUCAUAGAAGACCAAAAGUUUUUAUCUGACAACCCAUUUGACAUUUGACUGUCUUCUAUCCUAGAAGGCAUUUAAAAAAUCUUCUUUAUGUAAAAGAAUAGUCCAAUGUGGAUGGAAUAAACACCUUUUUUUUUACAAAAAAUCCCUUUUGCCAAUUUUAAUGUUCAUUUUUCUUGUUCUUUUCACGGUCUUCUGGAGUCCUUUAAUCAUGGAAGACCUUUCAAGACUUUUCUAAGUUAAUGCAUAUAUCAUAAAAUAGUAUUUUUCUUUAAAGAUCCAUCCUCGGAUUUUUCUUAAAAUGUCCGAUUCAUUGAAGACCUUUCGAUAGAUAGAAGGCAUUUUUGGAGGUCUUCAUUUCAUAAUGGGCCCUCCUUUAAAGGAUUUUAUUUUUUAAUAAAAGAUCGUUUUAUCUGUAGAAGACUUUUUUGGAGUUCCUCAGAACAUCAUUUGAAAGUGUUUUAUGCGAAGAAGGUCAUUUGAAAGCCUUCUAUUCUUUUCAUAGAAGAUCUAAAGUUUUUUUUGACAACCCAAAAUGUCUUCCGUUCAAAGAAGAUCUUUGACAUUUGACUGUCUUCUAUCCAUAGAAGGCCUCUUCUUUAUGUAAUAGAAUAGUCCAAUGUGGAUAUAAUACAUAUAUUUUUUACAAAAAUUCCCUAUUGUCAAUUGUAAUGUUCAUGUUUUUUUUUAAAUAUUUCAAUUUUUUUUUUAAAAAUCCUCCAAUAUUAGUUUAUAACUUUAGUAACUUCAUAUUCAUAAUUUAUACUUUUUUUUUGUUAAAAAAUCCCUUUUUUAAUUGAAAAAUUCAUAUUUUGAAUCUAGAAUCAAGAAAUACUGUUUGAAACUAAAAGAGAGACGGCAUCGUAUUUGCACCACGACUUCAAAAAAAAAAAAAAACAAAAGAGAACAUCGGUCAUUGAAAAUCUCUUUGGAAUAAAUAAAACGAAAUCAAAAGAGAAAUGUGGCAUACUAUUAACAAAGCCUCCUAAAAGUAGGCAAUGCAAGUAAAGCAAAAGUAGGCAAAACAAACGAAACGAACUAACAUGCAAACGGUGAGAAAGAAAGAGGCAAGUGAUUUUCUUUUUUCUUUUCUCGAUUCCCAUUUGCAUUGUUUUGAAUAUGUGUGAUAAAAUAAUAAUUAUUUGAAAAAAAAAAAAAAUAAAUAAAUAAAAAUAAAAAUUGAAUUUAAAUAUUUUUAUGUUUCUUGAAAAUGUUUUUGUAAUAAAAAAAAACGCCUUAAAAAGAGGUUAUAUUUUGGACCCGAAAAAAAAUCAACAAAAUUAGUUGUAAGCAAACCAUUUUUUUUCUUUUUUUUUUUUCUAAAAAUUGUAUGUGGAUGUACCUUUAAAUUAUUAAAAAUAUAACAAAAAAAGCAGCUAAUAUGUAAGUAGUUAAACUACGGCUUUCUUUUUUUCAGUAGUCAAAAAAGAAGCAAAGCAAAAAACGAAAUUUUGAGAUUGAAUUCAAAAAAGAAAAUUAAAUACAAUACAAAUUUAAAUAACUAUUGAAAACAAAUGCUGAACAUUUCUCAAAGAAAUUUCAAGUAAAGUAUUAAUUUAAUAAAACAAAAAAAAAAAAAAAAGAAGAAACAUGUUUUUUAAAAGUUUCCUUGGGAAAAAACAGGAAUUAAUUUUUUUAUUGUUGAGUUUUAUAAAUUAAAAAUAAUUGUAAGCAAAACUAAAACGAACGAAAAAUUAUAAUAAAAAAAAAAAAUAAUAACCUAUAAAGCAUUAAAUAAAUGGGCUCAUUUUUUUACAAAAAAAAAUCAGAAAUUUUCAAAAAAAAAAGAAUAAAACUAAUAUUGUAUAUUGCUCAUGGGAAGAAAUGCAUACAAUUGCAACAAGAAAUAACCUAAAAAACUGCAAUAUUUUAUUUCAAACAAGAGGUUGAUGAAUUUGUGUUUUAGUUUAAGUUCCAAAAGAAAUAAAAAAUAAUAAAAACCCUAUAACUUAUUAAUGUUUCUUUGUUUUACAUAAAUAAUACUGAAUUGUUGAUUUUUCUUUUGUUCUUUAAACAAAAAGAUUUUGUUAUUUUAUUUUACUUCAAUUUUACGCCACUCAAUACUGCAAAACUGUAAUAUCUCGUAAUUGUGAAUUAUUUAUUUUAAUAUUAGUUAGAAACAAUUUUGUUAAUUUCCCACCCUCUACCAUAACCAAACACCAACAGCAAACAAACAAUAUCCCCAAAAUACCUACCUAUCCACUUACACAUCAAAUAGCAUAAUGUACACCGCUACUAUUAUAACGAACUACUACUACUACAACAACAACUACUAUUACUAAUUAGCAAAAAAGCAACAAAACAAAGUUCAUCAUAAAUGUGUAACUAAUGUCUUCUAUUACAAAGAAA